Messenger RNA from Enhydra lutris kenyoni (northern sea otter), 778 nucleotides. It is a transcript of the gene MRPS26, whose product is annotated as mitochondrial ribosomal protein S26. The coding region runs from base 25 to 642 and encodes 205 amino acids. Gene Ontology annotation, cellular component: mitochondrial small ribosomal subunit. The transcript has 4 exons. NCBI's taxonomy places the organism in Eukaryota, Metazoa, Chordata, Mammalia, Carnivora, Mustelidae. The record is from RefSeq and is a predicted model, not a curated record.
CGGGACGCGGGGUAGGCCUGGGCCAUGCUGCGCGCGCUGAGAGUCCUCGGCUGGGGGUCCCCGGGCGGACCACCUGUUCCGCUGCUGCUGCCGGUGCGCGGCCGGAAGACCCGCCACGACCCUCCGGCCAAGUCCAAGGUCGGGCGCGUGACGACCCCGCCCGCGGUGGAUCCUGUAGAAUUCUUCUUGCUGACGGAGCGUUACCGGCAGUACCGCCAGACGGUGCGCGCCCUCAGGCUGGAGUUUGUGUCCGAGGUGCGGAAGAAGGUGCACGAGGCCCGGGCUGGGGUCCUGGCGGAGCGCAAGGCGCUGCAAGAUGCUACCGAGCACCGCGACCUAAUGGCCUGGAACCAGGCGGAGAACCAGCGGCUGCUCGAGCUGCGGUUAGCGCGGCUGCGGCAGGAGGCGCGGGAGCAGGAGCAGCGGCAGGCAGAGGAGAAAGCCCGGCGGGCGCUAGAGGCGCAGGCCUGGGCGAAGCUCAAGGAGCAGGAAGUGCUGCAGCUGCAGGAGGAAGCAAAAAAUUUCAUCACUCCAGAGAACCUGGAGGCACGGGUGGAAGAAGCUUUGGACUCACCGAAGAGCUACAACUGGGCCAUCACCAGAGAGGGGCUGGUGGUCAGGCCACAGCACAAGGGCUCUUAAGAGCCCAGUAAGAACAGUGCCCACUGUUCUUGUGUGUAUGGGCUUAGGAGGGUCGGAACUGAUCUGUGUGUAUGGGCGUAGGAGGGUCGGAACUGAUCUGCAAUAAACCUGUCGAUGGUUCUUAGGAAAAAGGAGG